CGUGGACAAGCUCAAGUGACGUCUGAAGCUUGAGCUCGGGUAUUCACGCGCGCCUGCGCGACUGGUUCAACCAGACAUCCGUAGCAUCUUCGCAGGUCGUCAUUGCGUAUCGAUCGCCUUCGACGACCUGCCACCAAACUCCUGCUGCCUGCACCUUUGAAAUAAUAGUAAAAGCCUCCGACCGCCGUACAGUACCGGCACUGGCUUGACGCUACUACCAUGUUCAACCCCAACUUCUACGGCGAAGACGACCCGAUGGCUGCAUUCCAGUCCAUGCGUCGGGGCGGCCCUCGCCGCUUCGAUGAAUAUUUCCGCUGCUACCCCGUCGCCAUGCUGCCCGGGCCGGACCGCGAGGAUGCGAACCACGGCGGCAAAGUGUUCCUCCCACCCAGCGCUCUCGACAAGCUCACACGACUCCACAUCACAUACCCCAUGCUCUUCGAGCUGAUAAACGGCGCACAAGACGGCAAGAAAACACACGCCGGUGUGCUGGAGUUCAUUGCGGAGGAGGGCAAGAUCUACCUGCCAUACUGGAUAAUGCAGACGCUACUGCUCGAGCCUGGUGAUCUUCUGCAAGUCAAGUCGACCGACCUCCCCCUCGGAUCUUUCAUCAAGCUGCAGCCCCAGGACUCGUCGUUUUUGGAGAUCUCAGACCCCAAGGCCGUGCUCGAGAACGCCUUCCGCAACUUCGCCUGUCUGACCAAGGGCGACAUCUUCACAUUCUCAUACAACGACAGCGUAUACAGUGUCGCUGUGCUUGAGGCCAAGCCAGAACAUCCCAGCCAAGCCGUGUGCACGAUCGAGACGGACUUGUCUGUCGACUUCGCACCACCCGUCGGUUACAAGGAGCCAGAGAGGACGAGCGGAACCAGCACACCACGAAGCGUCAUGGCAGGCAAGGGCGGAACUCUGCAUGCCCAGGGCACCAUGGCACAGGCCAUCAACUACGCCGCGAUCGCCCCAUCAGCAACGAGCGCCGCUGCUGGCGCAAAAGCCGUCUCGUCCAACUUCAUCACCGGCGGCCACAAGCUGUCGAAGAAGGGCAGCAAGACGCCCACCCCGCAAGCCUCCACGCCGAUCGCCGGGCAGUCCUCAAACCCGCCCAAGACCGUACGGCGCACCAACGGCCCGCAGCCGCUGCGACUGCCCCCGGGCAAGCUCUUCUUCGGCUACGAGAUCAAGCCCGUCAAGGACAAGGAGGGCGCCGACGAGGGCGAGCAGAAGCAGUCGAAGCACUUCGACGGCGCCGGAAACACGCUGCGGAAGAAGAAGGGCGAUAAGUAGAGGGCGGAUAUCAUACGAUGCAUUGCAAGGCGCUGGGACUAACCGAGACGGCAUGGCGUUCUGGGAUACCUUACGAGCUGCUUAAUUCACAUAUUCGAAUGUAGAGAGUACUUGUCA
Molecule: messenger RNA, 1401 nt
Organism: Boeremia exigua
Lineage: Eukaryota; Fungi; Ascomycota; Dothideomycetes; Pleosporales; Didymellaceae
Product: ubiquitin fusion degradation protein
Exons: 3
Coding region: 220-1284 (354 amino acids)
Cellular component (GO): VCP-NPL4-UFD1 AAA ATPase complex
Molecular function (GO): polyubiquitin modification-dependent protein binding
Source: RefSeq, a predicted model, not a curated record